GGGACCCGCAGCGCCGCAGCGGCCCGGACGGGGCUGAACUGGAGCCGAACCGGGCGGUACCGGAGGGAACCGGGCUGGGCUAGGAUUUUUUUACCCCUCCACUCCCCCCCUCCCCAACCCCAUCCCCAUCCCCGGGCCCCUCAGGCGCUGCCCCGCAGCCCCCGCACCCCGCAGCCAUGCUGAUCAAGGAGUACCAUAUCCUGCUGCCCAUGAGCCUGGAGGAGUACCAGGUGGCCCAGCUCUACAUGAUCCAGAAGAAGAGUCGGGAGGAGUCGAGCGGGGAGGGCAGUGGGGUGGAGAUCUUGGCCAACAGACCCUACAGCGAUGGCCCGGGGGGCAGUGGCCAAUACACCCACAAAAUCUACCACGUGGGCUCCCACAUCCCCAGCUGGUUCCGGGCCCUGCUCCCUAAAGCUGCUCUGCAGGUGGAGGAGGAAUCCUGGAAUGCUUAUCCCUACACCCGCACCAGGUACACUUGUCCCUUUGUGGAGAAGUUUUCCAUCGAGAUUGAGACGUAUUACAGGCCAGAUGCUGGGCAGCAAACCAACAUCUUCAACCUGAGCGCAGCUGAGAAGAGGCAGAGGAUUUUGGACACCAUCGACAUCGUCCGGGACCCCAUCUCCCCCGGGGAAUACAAACCCGAGGAGGACCCCAAACUCUACCACUCAACCAAGACAGGCAGGGGACCCUUGGGGGACGACUGGCUGGAGGUGGCAGCUGGUGGCCCCCUGAUGUGUGCCUACAAGCUCUGCAAGGUGGAGUUUCGCUACUGGGGGAUGCAAUCCAAAAUCGAGCAGUUCAUCCACGAUGUUGGGCUGAGGAAGGUGAUGCUGCGGGCACACCGCCAGGCCUGGUGCUGGCAGGAUGAGUGGACGGACCUGACCAUGGAAGACAUCCGGCAGCUGGAGGAGGAAACGGCCAAGAUGUUGGCCCAGAAGAUGGCCAAGUGUGGUGGGGAAACUGAGGAAAAACCCAACGCUGAGCCCAGCUCUGCUGAGGGGCAGCUGGAGCUGGGGGAGACCAGCGGGCAGGAGGGGGCUGAGGUGACAGAGGUGGCCGGGGGCUCCCCUGAUGACUCCUUUGCCAAGCAGUGGUCAACAUCUUCCCGCUCCUCCUACUCGUCCCAGCAUGGAGGGGGGGUGUCUCCUCAGAGCCUGUCCGAGUGGCGGAUGCAGAACAUCGCCCGCGACUCCGAGAACAGCUCCGAGGAGGAGUUCUUUGAUGCCCACGAGGACCUGUCUGACAGCGACGAGGUCUUUGCCAAGGAGAUAACCAAGUGGAGCUCCAACGACUUCUUGGACACCCUGGAGCGUCCGGCGGAGCUGGAUGAGGUGCUGGGGGAUGGAGCCGGCGCUGCCAAGGUGGAUGGCGAAGGCUUGGGGACAUCUGCCUUCCCCGAGGGGGACUCUGUGGAGAGCGCGGCGCAGGCGUGCCGGAUCCACGUCCUCUUCCUCAUCCUCCACAGUGGCAACAUCUUGGACCAGGGAGGGGGGGAGCUGGGCUCCAAGCAGGCAGACGUGCAGACCCUGGCAGCCACCUUCGAUGCUGUCACCAGGGUUAACUUCCCCGAGGCCCUGGGACACGUGGCCCUGCGCCUGGUCCCCUGCCCACCCAUCUGUGCCGCUGCCUACGCCCUUGUCUCCAGGCUCAGCCCUUACAGCCACGACAAGGACAGUUUGUCCAGCAGCCAGGACCACAUCCCCCUGGCAGCCCUCCCUCUCCUGGCCACCUCCUCUGUCACCUACCAGCACGCCGUGGGUGCUGUCAUCACCCGGGCCAACCAGGCCUACGGCGCCUUCCUGCGCUCCGGGGAGGGAGUCGGCUUCUGCGGCCAGGUGGUGCUGCUGGGGGACUGUGUGGGCAGCAUCCUGGGCUUCGACGCGCUGUGCCAGAGCCGGGCGGGCGCCGGGGGCAGCCGCAGCAGCAGCCGCCGUGGCAGCCUGAGCACAGAGCCCGUUUCCCCGGAGCUGGGCGGCAGCCGGGACCCGCUGGCCGAGGGGAUGGAGGGAGCAGCAGGGUUGGGACAGGCCAGCCCUGAGCUGGGGACACAGCAAGGGGACAGCCACCAGCCCAGCUCUUCCUGUGGCCCGCAGGCCAGCGAGGCCCCUCCAGAGGCAGAGGGUGCCAGGAGUGGUCCUGGGGGGCUGGAGGGGGCUGAAGGCACCAGCACCCGCCUGGAAUUCAAGGUCUCGGGCUUCUUCCUCUUUGGCUCUCCCCUGGGACUGGUGCUCGCCCUGCGCAAGACUGUCAUGCCCACCCUGGAUGUGGCCCAGCUCCGUCCAGCCUGUGAGCAGAUUUACAAUCUCUUCCACGCCGCUGACCCCUGUGCCUCUCGCCUGGAGCCUCUCCUGGCCAAGGCUUUCCACGCCGUGCCCCCGCUCAGUGUCCCUCGCUACCAGAAGUACCCUCUGGGUGAUGGCACCUCCUCCCUGCUGGAGGAUGCUCUGCAGACACACUCUGCCCUCUUCCUGCCCGAGGUGGACGUAGCCGCCCCCCCGACCCCCACCAGCAGCUUCGGGGGCUUCUGGAGAGGCAAUGAGCCAGGAGAGCCCCCCAACCCCCCCGGCACCAGCGAGGUCGUCAAGAUCCUGGAGCGCUGGUGGGGCUCCAAACGCAUCGAUUACUCCCUGUACUGCCCCGAUGCUCUGACUGCCUUCCCCACCAUCACCCUGCCACACCUCUUCCAUGCCAGCUACUGGGAGUCCUCCGACGUGGUGGCCUUCAUCCUGCGCCAGGUGGUGGAGAAGGAGGGUCCUCAGCCUUCAGAGAGCGAGGAGAGCUCCAUCUACAGCCCCUCCAUCCCCAGGGAGAAGUGGCAGCGCAGACGCACCCCCAUGAAGAUCCGGAACGUGACAGCCAACCACCGGGCCAGCGAUGUCAUUGUGUGUGAGGGGAAGGCACAGGUCCUCAGUGGGCGCUUCACCUACGGACCCCUGGACGUGGUGACACUGACAGGGGAGAAGGUGGACAUCUACAUCAUGACACAGCCUCUCUCGGGGAAGUGGCUGCACUAUGGCACUGAGGUGACAAGCAGUGGGGGCCGUCUGACCUUCACCAUCCCCCAGGACAAGGCUUUGGCCAUCGGCAUCUACCCCGUGCGCAUGGUGGUCAGGGGGGACCACAGCUACGCCGAGGCCUAUCUGACCGUGGUGGCCCCGGGCACUGAGGCCGUGGUGUUCAGCAUCGAUGGCUCCUUCACCGCCAGCGUCUCCAUCAUGGGCAGCGACCCCAAAGUGCGGGCAGGGGCCGUGGAUGUCGUACGGCACUGGCAGGAUUUGGGGUACAUGAUCAUCUACGUGACGGGGCGCCCCGACAUGCAGAAGCACCGGGUGGUGGCCUGGCUCUCCCAGCACAACUUCCCCCACGGUGUCGUCUCCUUCUGUGACGGGCUCACCCACGACCCCCUGCGCCAAAAAGCUGCUUUCCUCCAGAGCCUGCGCUCCGAGGUGGAGGUCACCAUCAUGGCCGGUUAUGGCUCCACCAAGGACAUCUCUGUCUACAGCUCCCUGGGGCUGGCACCAGCACACAUCUACAUCGUGGGUCGGGCCGUCAAGAAGUUCCAGAACCAGUGCCAGUUCCUCUCGGAGGGCUACGUAGCCCACUUGGCUCAGCUGGAGGCGGCGGCGCUGGCCCACUCCACCCAGGGACCCCCCAGACCCGUGCUGGGCAAAGGCACCUAUGGCUGCCCGGCCCCCGUCGACUUCCUCCGCAAGCAGAGUCAGCUCCUGAGGUCCCGGGGCUCCAGCCAGGCCGAGAGGGACACGGGGCCACCACCGGGACCCUCUGGGCUACCCCGGGCCAAGCCCCGCAGCAUCAGCCUCAAGCUGGAGGGUGAGGAGUGAGGGUGACGUGGCCACCGUCCCCUCUCUGCCACAACCUUCCUUCCCCAGCCAGGAGCAGCUGGGACCCUGUGAGGGGUCCUGAGUUGUCAGGAAGGAGAUGAGGGUGCUGGGUCCCCCAGACACAGUGCUCAGAGCUUCCCUUCCCCCCCUGGGGGGCCAGAGCCACCCCCUGGGGGCUGAGCCCACCCCGGGUUGCCUCCAGUCUUUCCCCCCCCCCCAGGUCCUUUGGGGCUGCAGAGCUGCUGCUGGGCAGUGCCUGGUGGGGUUUGCCCCCUCCCCAAGGAGCCAAGGUGCUGGGGGGACACCAGAGUUGUGCCCCAGGGCCAGCAGCACCCCCCCUGCUCCCCGUUAUUUAUUUCCCUCGGGUGUUGCCAGGCGUGGGGCAGGAGGCAGUGGGUCAGUGGGUCAGUGGGUGGUUCCUCUCUUCGUUUCGUGGCGGUGUGAAAUAAAAACCAACCUCAAGACGAGGUGCUGCCCCCACGUCUGCUCUCUACCCAGCACAGGGGCUUGUCCCCUGGCCACCAAAAACCCCCCGGGGACACGCAGAGAGGUGACCCAGGGUGCAGCAGUUGGGGCAGAGGCAAUUUGGGAGCCCUCUGGGGGGGGGUUUGGGGUGGGCUCAGCUGCCAGCUCCUGCUUUGAGCUCUGCGUGUGUCAGAGCUGCUUUGACCUCCUGAGCCCAGGAGGGGUUUCCAGGCUCUGAGAUUUCCUUUAGCAGCUCCAACACCCCCAGGACCUGGAGCACAAGCCAGGAGUCACCUGUGCAGUGAAUUUGCAAGGCCUCAGGGCCAGGCUUCCUCCUCCUGCCCUGCUUGAAGGGCUUUUUUUUCCACCUCACUCACUUCUGAACAGCAGUUUUUUGGGGUGUUGUUUUUUUUUUUUAAGUGACCAAGUCACUAGUUUGCGUUCUUUUUUUUUUUACUUCCACUUUAUCUUGGCAUGGCACAACCAGAGUUUUAUAUAGGUAGCAAUAACGAGCAGUUAUUCUAUAUAAAAUACUUCCGACGCUGUGGGAUAGAGGAAACGUGGUCCUGGG
Messenger RNA from Calypte anna (Anna's hummingbird), 4878 nucleotides. RefSeq names its product phosphatidylinositol transfer protein membrane associated 1 (gene PITPNM1). Gene Ontology annotation, molecular function: phosphatidylcholine binding; phosphatidylinositol binding; phosphatidylcholine intramembrane carrier activity. Bases 177 to 3842 code for a protein of 1221 amino acids. Lineage: Eukaryota; Metazoa; Chordata; Aves; Apodiformes; Trochilidae. Gene Ontology annotation, biological process: phospholipid transport. The transcript is spliced from 23 exons. Gene Ontology annotation, cellular component: cytoplasm. The record is from RefSeq and is a predicted model, not a curated record.